AUUCGCUCGCGUUCGGUUAACACUGCCGCUUCCUCGCUCGUUUAAUAGAUUAAUCAAAAGUGUUCAUUAGAAAGUGUUGUUAGCGACUUUGACAAUGUGUGGAGUCACGCUGUGAGGACCCUUGGAGGCUAACAUUAGCUAGCUAGCUAGCCGCAACAUCACCUGUGCAGUAUAGAAAUGUGGUCACAUCAAAGACUCUUUACCCUUUUUUGUUUGUCAGAGCGUCGGCGUGGCAAGCUCGCUACCCUGUCGUUCGCGGCUGUGGUCAUCUUCCUGGGCAUCCCUCUGUGGUGGCGGACAACCACAACGUACCGCGCCUGGUUACCUGUCAGUCAGAUUCAGGAGCUGGCUAAGCUGAAGCUCCUUCUGAGCACUGAUGUGGAGGUUGUGUUCGCACGGGGAACGUUGACGCCGGAGCAGCAGAAGAAGAUCCCGCUGACACGGACGCAUGAUGAGGAACGCGUAGUAGAUGGGGACACUUCAUUGACUUACAGGUAUGAGACACGUUAUCGCACAGCUACCAUCAUGGAGGAGGACGCUCUGAACAAGCUCACUGCUGCUGAGACGGAUCUUUCCCUGCACACCCUCAGCGAGAGUCCAUGUGGUUCUUUGGUCGUGUACGUGAUCCCGGAACCCUCAUUGCUGCUGCCACAGGACAUUGACGUGUACGUAGGCCAGAAACGCACGGCUUUGCUGCGUGGCGACACGCAGACAAGCGCGGUCAGGACGCUGGUUCAGGUGUUGGCUGGCCUGGAGCCGCGGGUCAAGCAAGUGCUGCAAGUGAUGUCAUUCAGCCACAGCGACAUUAUGGCCGCCGUCAGCGACAGAGUGUAUCUCAGCCCAGGAAGCCAACAGAGCAAAGCUGACAGAAUGAGACCUUUCAAGUCCAGCCCGGUUUACGAGAUUACCUUCAGUCUGCUGAAUCCUGACCCCAAUUCGCACCGACUCUACUGGGACAUAGAGGGCGCUGUGCAAACCUACAUACAACCAUUGCUCUCGAAACUGGGCCCUGUCGCUAACUUUAGCGUCGACUCUCAGAUAUUGCAUUACACCAUGUUGGGCGUCAACGCUCGCUUCGACAGCAACCGCGGCGCCUACACGCUGGGCGCUGACAGCCUGGCACACGUCAUCAACCCCGUGGAGGCUCGACUGCGCUCGAACGCUGCGUCGUCAAAUCCUGUGCUGAACUUCCUGCUGUACGUCCCCGAUGCCCAACAUUCCCCACUUCACAUCCUUGACGGCAAGAAGAGAGAGGUCACAUCGAACGCGUUCCACUCUCCACGCUGGGGAGGAAUCAUGGUUUACAAUGUGGAUCGCUUCUAUGGAACACAGACGACAUUCCCUGUUGACAUCGACAUAAACAUGGCUAAAGUCAUGGGUGUCUUCCUCGCGCAGCUACGUCUCUUGCUGGGCGUGCAGCCCUCCACGUCCCCCAAAGGCUUCCUGGUGUCUCCUCCCGGCAGCGCGGGGCUCACCGACUGGGAGCUGGACCGCCUCAUGUGGAGUCGUAGCGUGGAGAACAUCGCCACGGCGACCACCGCCAUCACGUCGCUACAGCAGCUGCUGGACCAGAUCAGCACCAUCGUGAUCAAUGACAACAUUGCCCAGCUGGUGUCUAGCGCCGUCUCGUCGCUGCAGCUGGCAAUGGCUGAGCUGGAGGCCGGGAACCUUGGCUUCGCGCUGCAGUACAGCAAGGAGGCCAUGUUGGCGUCCGAGAGGGCCUUCUUUGACCCAUCGCUGCUCCACCUCCUCUACUUCCCGGACGACCAGAAGUUUGCCAUCUACAUCCCGCUCUUCCUGCCCAUAUGUUUGCCCAUCUUGAUGUCCCUGCUCAGAAUCAUAUCCGAGGUGAAGCAGAAGCGCAGGGACAAGCAGGCGAAGAAUGACUGACCAACUGAUGGUUUUGGAAAGCAUGAAGAAAUACUCAUUGCGCAAUGAAAACAUGUGGCUCCAAAUAGUUUGACUUUUAUCUGAGAAAACAGCAGAAAUUAUUUUGGAUUUGAAGGGGUAAAAAAAAAAAAAAAAAAAAAAAAACCUGGAGAAAGAUGCUUUUUAUUGGCCAGCGAUGAACUGUGACAGUUUACAGAGUUUUGGGGAGACUUUGAAAACGAUUUUAAUGAAUGUACUGUGAUUGUCGAACACUGUACCAUGCAAAGCUUGAAUGCUUGAAACUUUUUAUAUUGGAAUUUCUCUUCUAAGUUAUUGACAAAUAAAACUUUUACGUUGA
Messenger RNA from Dunckerocampus dactyliophorus (ringed pipefish), 2227 nucleotides. It is a transcript of the gene pigs, whose product is annotated as phosphatidylinositol glycan anchor biosynthesis, class S. Bases 178 to 1890 code for a protein of 570 amino acids. The record is from RefSeq and is a predicted model, not a curated record. Gene Ontology annotation, biological process: attachment of GPI anchor to protein. The transcript is spliced from 11 exons. NCBI's taxonomy places the organism in Eukaryota, Metazoa, Chordata, Actinopteri, Syngnathiformes, Syngnathidae. Gene Ontology annotation, cellular component: GPI-anchor transamidase complex.